Messenger RNA from Vitis vinifera (wine grape), 1413 nucleotides. RefSeq names its product probable disease resistance protein At4g27220. Gene Ontology annotation, molecular function: ADP binding; protein binding. The transcript has a single exon. NCBI's taxonomy places the organism in Eukaryota, Viridiplantae, Streptophyta, Magnoliopsida, Vitales, Vitaceae. The coding region runs from base 1 to 1413 and encodes 470 amino acids. The record is from RefSeq and is a predicted model, not a curated record.
AUGUUGGGCUUGGAAUUUAAGGGGAAGGAUGAAUCCACGAGAGCAGUUGAACUGAAGCAGAGACUGCAGAAAGAGAAGAUCCUUAUCAUCUUAGAUGACAUUUGGAAGUUAGUUUGUUUGGAGGAAGUUGGAAUUCCUUCUAAAGAUGACCAGAAAGGAUGCAAAAUAGUGUUGGCUUCUAGAAAUGAGGACCUAUUACGCAAAGACAUGGGCGCAAGGGUAUGUUUUCCACUUCAACAUCUACCAAAAGAAGAAGCUUGGCGUUUAUUUAAGAAGACAGCAGGUGAUUCUGUGGAGGGGGAUAAACUGCGACCCAUAGCAAUUGAGGUAGUUAACGAAUGUGAGGGUCUACCAAUUGCAAUUGUAACAAUUGCAAAUGCAUUAAAAGAUGAAAGUGUGGCUGAAUGGGAGAAUGCUUUGGAAGAACUGAGGAGUGCUGCGCCAACAAACAUCAGCGGAGUGGAUGACAGGGUAUACGGAUGUCUGAAGUGGAGCUACAACCAUUUGAAAGGUGAUGAAGUCAAGUCAUUGUUCUUACUUUGUGGUUGGUUGAGCUAUGGCGAUAUUUCAAUGCAUCGAUUGUUACAGUAUGCUAUGGGUUUGGGUUUGUUUGACCACAAGUCAUUGGAGCAAGCAAGAAAGAAACUAGUUACAUUGUUGAGAAUCCUCAAGGCCUCAAGCUUGUUACUUGACGGUGAAGGUCAUAGAGACGAUUUUGAAGAAGAAGCCUCAAGGUUGCUUUUCAUGGAUGCUGAUAACAGGUCUGUCAGGAUGCAUGAUGUUGUUCGUGAUGUUGCCAGAAAUAUUGCAUCCAAGGAUCCUCAUCGAUUUGUAGUCAGAGAAGAUGUUGAAGAAUGGUCAGAGACUGAUGGAUCCAAAUACAUCUCUUUAAAUUGCAAAGAUGUGCAUGAGCUUCCUCACAGGUUGGUAGGUCCGAAACUUCAAUUUUUUCUAUUGCAGAACGGUCCUUCCUUGAAAAUCCCACACAAAUUUUUUGAAGGGGUGAACCUACUCAAAGUUUUAGACUUGUCUGAAAUGCAUUUCACAACACUACCUUCAACGCUUCAUUCCCUUCCAAAUCUUCGAGCAUUACGUCUAGACAGGUGCAAGUUGGGAGACAUAGCUCUAAUUGGAGAGCUAAAGAAACUACAAGUUCUUAGCAUGGUGGGUUCCGAUAUUCAACAAUUGCCUAGUGAAAUGGGGCAGUUGACGAAUCUAAGGUUGUUGGAUUUGAAUGAUUGUAAGCAGCUUGAAGUAAUUCCACGAAAUAUCUUAUCAAGCCUGUCUCGAUUAGAAUGUUUGUGCAUGAAAUGGAGCUUUACUCAAUGGGCAGCUGAAGGAGUUAGUGAUGGAGAAAGCAAUGCUUGUUUAUCGGAGCUGAAUAUUUGUAGGCACGUGGGAAACAAAUUAUAA